Ilex paraguariensis (yerba mate) is the source of this 1452-nucleotide messenger RNA. The record is from the annotation of a GenBank genome assembly. Lineage: Eukaryota; Viridiplantae; Streptophyta; Magnoliopsida; Aquifoliales; Aquifoliaceae.
AUGGUUGUCUCAAUCAAUGGAACAAAUUCAAGAAUGUUUGUGUCUGGGUCUUGCGAUACAACUGCCCGUUUGUGGGACACUCGUGUUGCAAGUCGAGCAGUUCGUACAUUUCAUGGUCACAAGGGAGAUGUUAAUACUGUGAAAUUCUUCCCAGAUGGAAAUAGAUUUGGAACUGGUUCAGAAGAUGGAACUUGCAGAUUAUAUGAUAUUAGGACUGGGCACCAGCUCCAAGUUUACCAGCAGCAGCAUGAUGAUAAUCACAUCCCUCACGUGACUUCAAUUGCCUUCUCCAUAUCAGGCCGACUUCUCUUUGCUGGGUACUCCAAUGGUGGCUGCUAUGUAUGGGACACUUUAUUGGCAGAGGUGGUUUUGAAUUUGGGGUCUCUUCAAAACUCCCAUGAGGGUCGGCUCAGCUGUUUGGGAUUGUCUGCUGAUGGGAGUGCCUUGUGUACAGGGAGUUGGGAUACAAACCUGAAGAUUUGGGCAUUUGGAGGGCAUAGGAGAGUGAUCUGAGUAUUAAGGUGUCGGCUUCCUAGGAUUCUCAUUUGUAAAGCUUUCCAGGGCAUUGUGCUUCCUCUCUGAAUCUCUUUGUAAUCCUGGUAAGAUCUCAGUGAUUUGAGAAACCAUAACCCCGACUGUUCCUCAUUGUAUUAUUUAAUGGAAUCCGAAACAGUUUUUAAGUUGGAUAAAGGAAAAAUAUUCUUCAAGAUCGGUUGGAGAUGCCACUUUCUUUGUUUUGUUUGCCUUUUUGUGUUUAUAUACCUCUGAUUCAGUCACCCCUAUAAUCAAAUUUGGUGAACAAGUUUGAUUUUUGGACUCUCUAGUAGGUAUAUCAAUCGUGUCGGACCUUACCGAGUUCGUGUCAAAAAAAUAAUCCAUCCAUAUCUAAUUCAUUUAUUAGUUGUGUCAUGUUGAGUCUACUCUCGUAUACGAAACGGGUGACUUGAAAAAGACUCAAAUCUUUUAAAUUCAUGUCGUAUAAAUGAGUUAUCAUAUUUUGCCACCCUACUCUAGCCCCUCGAGGUGGGUUGAUUAUUCUUGAAGAUGAAGGAAUACGCAGUGCGGACCAGUUCUUUUGUGGAGGAUAAUUUUUUUUUGGAAUAAUUAGCAUAGAACCGACACUGCAAGAUAUACACAACCACCAAAAUGGCGCAGGGACUCGGGUACUAGCGUGACUUCAAGGGUCGCUGGUGAGAAGACAAGGACUAGCAAGAUUUGCCAUUACCUCAAGCUUGCCACAUUCUAUCAUUGUAGGUGUAGCUGUCAAAGAGGCUAGACUCCAACUUUGAAACAAAGAAGGAAUCAAGAUCAAAAGGGCCUCUAGACUUCGACUUUGAAACAAGGAAUGGCCGUUGGAUUUGGGUUGAACAUUGUACCCCUAUCAGAUCCAUUUCCGGUACUUUUCUCCUUUGAUUUUUUUCUUGAGAAAUGUUAUUUAGAUUUAAAUUGUGG